AUGCCUAUCACUGAAAUCACCAGCAAAGCCGACUUCCUAGAGAAGGUCCUUGGCUCAGAAGAUGCCAUCAUCCUCGAUUGCUACGCCGAAUGGUGCCCAGCCUGCAAAAUCAUCGCACCCCAAUUUGAAGAUUUGAGCAACACCUACACCCAAGUCAAAUUCUACAAGGUGGAUAUCGACAAAGUUGAGGAGGUCGCACUGGAGCUAGGUGUGCGGACGAAGCCUACGUUCAUGUUUUUCAAGGGCGGAGAAAAGAUUACUGAGGUGGUCGGGGCUCACUUGCCUGCCAUUGAGCAAGGGAUCAAAACUCACCUCCUUUGA
Penicillium coprophilum is the source of this 321-nucleotide messenger RNA. Its product is annotated as thioredoxin family protein. The transcript is spliced from 2 exons. The record is from RefSeq and is a predicted model, not a curated record. Gene Ontology annotation, molecular function: protein-disulfide reductase activity. NCBI's taxonomy places the organism in Eukaryota, Fungi, Ascomycota, Eurotiomycetes, Eurotiales, Aspergillaceae. The coding region runs from base 1 to 321 and encodes 106 amino acids.